Botrytis cinerea B05.10 is the source of this 947-nucleotide messenger RNA. RefSeq lists its product as hypothetical. Bases 106 to 870 code for a protein of 254 amino acids. NCBI's taxonomy places the organism in Eukaryota, Fungi, Ascomycota, Leotiomycetes, Helotiales, Sclerotiniaceae. The transcript has a single exon. The record is from RefSeq and is a predicted model, not a curated record.
GAGUAUCGAAAUCAAUGACUUUCAAUCAUCUUCAUCCACAAAUCGAGAUACAAAACGAUAAACCGUAUUCAAUAACGAUCAAAUCUUAUAUCAAAGUGUCUCACAAUGUUGAACAAUUCAUUUUCUCGAAAGAAACGACAAGGGGAACCCUCUGGCGACAGGAAGCCUUCAAGUCACAGUCCAAAUAGAUCAGUAGAUGGCACUGUCAAAAUCAAAGACAAUUCGAGGGAAUUCGAUGCCCACAAGAAAUUCGCACCUAUUGUCAAUUCUCUGAAAAAUUCUCAAACUUCUCUAAAACAUAAAUAUAACGAUAAAGCAGCAGGCAUUAAGAACAGUGAAGAUAAGGUUCACGAGGCCAUCGAAAAUCUGCAGAUGGCGUUGGAAACUUAUGCAAAUAAGCUUAUCGCUAUACGUGAAUUAACGAAAGAAAAAGAGGAUUAUAUAGGCCAGUUAGACUCAGUGAAAGAGAAGUGUGGACGUAAAAUGGAGAGUAAUGUUGACCCAGAAGAAGCCUGGAAGUACUGGCUAAGUCAUGAUGUCAAAAACGAGAAGACGAAACAGGAAAAUAAUAGACGGUCUUUGGAAAACGAACUACACGCACGUGUAAGGUACUCUACUAAGAAAAAAUGUUAUAAAGGGGACUGGUUUAAGUUUUCUGAUGAGGAUGAGUACUUUUUGGAAAAGUACAACACUAAAGGAUUCAAACCAGAAGAUGUGAUUCAGGGGGAGAACGGGCUCAAGAGACAACUGGAAGACUCGUUUAAGAAGAUUAAGUGGUAUGAUAAUCCCAAAGAGGAUUCCGAUUGGAUCUACAGAGACAGGUGCAUUGACUUAAGUAAGCAAGAGCUGGGAGGAUGGAAAGAAGAGUGACUGGUAGAGAUAUUCCACAUAACGCGCGUUAGGAAUACCAGACGAGAGUAUUUUAGAUUAAUUUCAUGUCACUUUCA